AUGCUCUACGACGACAGUCUUCCCGAGGAUCUCGAUGCGGCAUGUUCUGCAGCCCUCAUGGCUGAUAUCGCUUGCGACCCUCUCGUUCCGGCUCUCCGCCAUGACUUCUACUACCCUACUGCCACGCUGACCCGCAUGUGUACCGUUGGCUGCGCUUCUGCACUCCAGUCUUGGGAGAGCUCGGUCCGGUCUGCCUGUGGCAACGACAUUGUCAUUCCUGCUGAGUAUGAUCUUGACGCAUCACCCAUUGUGAUCCCGGCCAGCCGCCGAUACAUCUAUGAAUUCACGUGUCUCAAGGAGAGCGAUGUCUUUUGCGGCCCCGUUGCGGCAUUGACAGCUUUCUUUACCAAUCCUGGAGUUUCUGUCUUCAACUACAUCAAUGAACUUCCCGAGGGCGCUGUCAAGCCCGCGGAUUGUGACCUGUGUCUCGCAGCCAGACUGCGCCUGCGAUCUGGGUCGCCCUACUUUGAUGGUCCCGUCGUGGCCAGCGAGUCCAUCUACCAAACCUUGACGUCCAGCUGUGGCAUCACGGGCAAGCCUGCUACCACAUCUACCAUUGACUAUUUCAUCACCCAACCGUCGCCUACCGAGUCAGUCUGCGGCAGCACCACGUACCAGAUCCAGGGCGGUGAUGAUUGCUACAGCAUCUCCAAGGCUAAGAGUGUCGGUACAGCCUGGAUGCUGUCUGACAAUCACCUCGGUGCCUAUUGUCACGGGUUCCCAACUUCGGGUAGUCUCUGCAUCACUAACACGUGCAAAACUGUCACGGUAGCAGUCAACACGACGUGCACAGCCAUCGCUGCGGCUGCGAACAUCACAGAGCCACAGCUUCUGGCUUGGAAUCCUGUCAUCAACCCGGUCUGUUCCAACCUGGACAUGAUGAACGGCACCACUCUUUGCAUCGAACCACCCGGACCCAAGCUGCCACCCGCCCCGACGACGAACGUUCCUCCAGUGACGCCUACAACUGCCGCUCCGAUCCCUUCCAAUACUGCCAUUGGGUCUGACAAGCCCUGCGGCCGCUGGUACGAGGUUGAGGCAGGCGACUACUGCAACCUGGUUACUCUCAAGUUUGCCAUUUCUCUAGAGGACUUCAUGUUCCUCAACACGGGCAUCAACUCCAACUGCACCAACCUCUUUGCCAAGGAAAGCUACUGUAUCCAGGCGGUUGGUGAUAUUAAUAACUACCCCGGCCGUCCUGGAUAUAACUCCGUCACCAUUGACCCCAACGAGUCCUUUACCGGCGUCCCCUUCACUAUGCUGCCCAACGCCACCAUGACUCUGGAUCCAAGACCAACCCAGCUCCCAUUGGCCACCGGUGUCCGCGACGACUGCGCCUUCUACUUCAAGGGCGACGAGUACCAAUACUCGCCUGACGUGUUCGGCUUUUGGAAUAGCAACUGCGAGAUUGCAGCGUCCAACUACAACGUCGAUUUUGACAGCUUCGUCGCCUGGAACUCGCUCACGACGAACGUCACGGACGCGGCAUGCGUGUUCCAGAUCGGCCAGCGGUACUGCGGCUCCUGGGGUCUGCCACCCACACAAACCACCACCGAAGAGCCCGCGCCGACCGGGACCGGGACCGAACCCCAGCCGCCAGCGGCCACGCACGAGGGCCAGCCGGCAGACUGUGAUGGCUGGCACGUCGUGGCCAGCAAAGGCGACAGCUGCGGGUCCAUGGCCUCGGACAACGGAAUCACCGUGGAUCAGUUCUACGCUUGGAACCCGGCGGUGUCCAAGGACUGCGUGACAAACUUUUGGCUGGGGCAGGCAUACUGCGUCGGCCGAUCUAGUGUCGGGGGGACUCCUACCACGACGUCGUCGAUCCCCACAACGGCGAAGCCGACGCCGCCCGCACCGACACACACCGGCCAGCCGGCUAAUUGCAACAAGUGGGAUGUUGUGCAGAGUGGCGACGGCUGCGCGUCCAUGGCCAGUGACAACGGCAUCACACUUGAUCAGUUUUAUAACUGGAACCCUGCUGUCUCGAGGGAUUGCGUGACAAACUUCUGGCUUGGCCAGGCGUACUGCGUUGGGGUUUCUAGCUAGAAAGAAUUAUUAGGAUUUAUUUCAUGAUUUGAUUGCUACGUGGAGGUGGGAAAUCUGUAGUUUUGCGGAAGCUCAAGUACCUACUAUAUGUAAGGAUAGUGUCAUUAAGGAUAUGUUUUCUACCAUGGUUACUCUUUAGGCUAAGGAAAGAGA
Colletotrichum phormii is the source of this 2202-nucleotide messenger RNA. Its product is annotated as LysM domain-containing protein. Lineage: Eukaryota; Fungi; Ascomycota; Sordariomycetes; Glomerellales; Glomerellaceae. The coding region runs from base 1 to 2049 and encodes 682 amino acids. The transcript is spliced from 3 exons. The record is from RefSeq and is a predicted model, not a curated record.